AUGUUUAAAUUAAUCAAUCCUUUAAGAACUAUCAGACCAACUAACUUAGUUAGUAAAGUCAAACCACUCAGUGCAUUAAGAUUCAAUUCUGAUUUCAACUUUAAACCUUUAGGUUCAAUUCCAAAACAAAUCAAGUACACUCAAGAUCACGAAUGGUUAACAGUUCAUGAAAACGGUUCAUGUUUCUUAGGUAUUACUAAAUAUGCUGCUGAAGCUUUGGGAGAUGCUACUUUCAUUGAAUUACCUGAAGUCAAUGAAGUUUUCGAAGCCGGUGACACUAUUGGUUCAGUUGAAAGUGUUAAAUCUGCAUCUGAAAUCUAUACCCCAGUCGGUGGUAAAGUUAGAGCCGUUAAUGAAGUUUUGAGUGGUAACCCAGGUUUGAUUAAUCAAGACCCAAUGGGUGAAGGUUGGUUAAUCGAAUUGGAAGUUGAAACCGAAAACUUCGAUGAAUUAAUGGAUGAAGAAGGAUACAAAGAAUUCUUAAACCAAUAA
This is a messenger RNA of Yamadazyma jaroonii, 492 nucleotides long. The record is from the annotation of a GenBank genome assembly. NCBI's taxonomy places the organism in Eukaryota, Fungi, Ascomycota, Pichiomycetes, Serinales, Debaryomycetaceae.